GGCCGCCAUAUUGGCAGAGCUGGGAGCCAGGAGCCGGGAGCAGCCAGGGUGCUGGAAGAAGCGGGGUAGCUGGUGUGGGGAGUCAUUCACUGUCUGGCAGCCGUCAAGUCUGCGGCAGUGGUGAGCCCGAGCCUAGCGGCAGCUCUCUCAAAAACUCAACAGAGUUGACUUCUGUUUGGGAGCAGCAACGUGAGGCAGAGAUUUCCUGCUCCCACCCUCUGAGGGACUCUGAGCAUGGGCAGCGGUCGCUGAAGGCAGGGCUGGGGGCAUAGCGGCGGUUGCGGCAGCCAAGGCAGUAGCGGCAGCCAAGGCAGUAGCGGCGAACUAAUUUAUUAGACUGGAUGCUCGGCUGCACUGACUGUCGGUAGCUCCAGUUCGAUUUUUCUUGAAGGGGCGAUGCUGCCGUUCGCUCCUCAGGACGAGCCGUGGAACCAAGAAAUGGAGGUGUGUAGAGGCAGCACAAACAGUUGCGAGCUUUUGUCCACUGUACCGUGAAAAUUUAGAUCUUCACAGGAACUUUGUUGUUGUUACGAAUGUUGGACAGCAUUUAAACACAAAAGCAUAUCUAUUGUGUUAGAGUUUGGGAUCCUUUUAUGGCAACCUAACAGCAUACUACUCCAGCAGACACCAGCAUAUGACUUCUAAAAAUAUUUGGUGAAUUCUGCCAAAUUGAUUCACAGUAGGAUAUUUUGAGGUAAAUGGUCUUAAAAUGGUUGAUGAACCAAUGGAUGAGGGUGAAGCAGAUUCCUGCCUUGAUGAAGGUAUAUUUAAAGAAAUUCCUAUUACUCAUCAUGUUAAGGAAGGAUAUGAGAAAGCAGAUCCUGCACAGUUUGAACUGCUCAAAGUUCUUGGUCAAGGAUCAUUUGGAAAGGUUUUUCUUGUUAGAAAGAAGACUGGGCCUGAUGCUGGACAGCUGUAUGCAAUGAAGGUGUUAAAAAAAGCUUCUUUAAAAGUUCGAGAUAGAGUUCGGACAAAGAUGGAGAGGGAUAUACUAGUGGAAGUAAACCAUCCAUUUAUUGUCAAACUGCACUAUGCCUUUCAGACUGAAGGGAAGCUGUAUUUAAUACUGGAUUUUCUCAGGGGAGGGGAUGUCUUCACAAGGUUAUCCAAAGAGGUUCUGUUUACAGAAGAAGAUGUGAAAUUUUACCUUGCAGAACUGGCCCUUGCUUUGGAUCAUCUGCAUCAACUAGGAAUUGUAUAUAGAGACCUGAAGCCAGAAAACAUUUUGCUUGAUGAAAUAGGACAUAUCAAGUUAACAGAUUUUGGACUCAGCAAGGAGUCAGUAGAUCAAGAAAAGAAGGCCUACUCAUUUUGUGGUACAGUAGAGUAUAUGGCUCCUGAAGUAGUAAAUAGGAGAGGUCAUUCUCAGAGUGCUGAUUGGUGGUCAUAUGGUGUACUUAUGUUUGAAAUGCUUACUGGUACUCUGCCAUUUCAAGGUAAAGACAGAAAUGAGACCAUGAAUAUGAUAUUAAAAGCAAAACUUGGAAUGCCUCAAUUUCUUAGUGGUGAAGCACAAAGUCUUCUGAGGAUGUUAUUCAAAAGGAAUCCAGCAAAUAGAUUGGGUUCAGAAGGUGUUGAGGAAAUCAAAAGACAUCUUUUUUUUGCAAAUAUUGACUGGAAUAAAUUAUAUAAAAGAGAAGUUCAGCCUCCAUUCAAGCCUGCUUCUGGAAAACCAGAUGACACUUUUUGUUUUGACCCUGAAUUUACUGCAAAAACACCCAAAGAUUCCCCUGGUUUGCCAGCCAGUGCAAAUGCUCAUCAGCUCUUCAAAGGAUUCAGCUUUGUUGCAACUUCUAUUGCAAAUGAAUAUAAAAUCACUCCAAUCACAAGUACAAAUGUAUUACCAAUAGUUCAGGUCAAUGGAAAUGCUGCGCAAUUUGGUGAAGUAUAUGAAUUGAAAGAGGAUAUUGGUGUUGGCUCUUAUUCUGUUUGCAAGCGAUGCAUCCAUACAUCUACCAACAUGGAAUUUGCAGUGAAGAUCAUUGACAAAAGUAAGAGAGAUCCCUCAGAAGAAAUUGAAAUCUUGAUGCGCUAUGGACAGCACCCCAACAUUAUUACUUUAAAGGAUGUCUUUGAUGAUGGUAGAUAUGUUUACCUUGUUACGGAUUUGAUGAAAGGAGGAGAGCUACUGGACCGUAUUCUCAAACAAAAAUGUUUCUCAGAACAGGAGGCUAGUGAUGUACUCUUUGUAAUAACACAAACAGUUGACUAUCUGCAUUGCCAAGGUGUUGUUCAUCGUGAUCUUAAGCCUAGUAAUAUUUUAUACAUGGAUGAAUCAGCUAAUGCAGAUUCAAUUAGGAUCUGUGAUUUUGGGUUUGCAAAACAACUUCGAGGAGAAAAUGGACUUCUCUUAACCCCAUGCUACACUGCAAACUUUGUGGCACCUGAGGUUCUUAUGCAACAGGGAUAUGAUGCUGCUUGUGAUAUCUGGAGUUUAGGAGUCCUUUUUUAUACAAUGUUGGCUGGCUACACUCCAUUUGCUAAUGGACCCAAUGAUACUCCUGAAGAGAUACUGCUGCGUAUAGGCAAUGGAAAGUUCUCUUUGAGUGGUGGAAACUGGGACAAUAUUUCAGAUGGAGCAAAGGAUUUGCUGUCUCACAUGCUUCAUGUGGACCCACAUCAGCGGUACACUACUCAACAAGUAUUAAAGCACUCAUGGAUUGCCCACAGAGACCAGCUGCCGAAUGAUCAGCCAAAAAGUAAUGACACAUCACAUGUUGUUAAGGGAGCAGUGGUUGCCACAUAUUCUGCCCUGAUGCAUGAGACUUUUCAACCAAUCCUAGAGCCUGUUGCUGCUUCGAGCCUAGCUCAGCGACGGUGCAUGAAAAAGCGAACAUCAACUGGCUUGUAAGAUUUGCAUUGUUCCUCAGCUAACCUGGAUGAAGAGAAAAUUAAACAUGUGGCUUUUUGCCUAAUUUCAUAUCAAAGGCAUUAUUUUCUGUCACAUUACUUGAAUAUUCAAUUUAAGUCCCCGUUUUAAGGCAAAUAAGAUUUUUAAAAAUACACAGGUCCAUAAUAUUCAUAUUAUGUUGUAUUGCAGUAGUGUCCAAGUUUUUAUUUAAUCAUAUAAUUGGUCUUAACAAGUCUUCUCUGCACACUAGCUUCUAAAAUUUAUUUAAAAUAAAGUUACUCUGUUAGUUUUUCUGUUUUAUACAGUAUUUGUUUGGGGACUCGGUUACCAUAAACCAAAUGCUUAUAGCAUAAUGCCAAGCAAUGUCAGUAUUUUUUAACAUCAGGUCCUGAAAUACAGACUUUUUUCUUAAGAAAAAAAAUCAAGUACUGUAUUAUAGAAUCUUGUUAUGCACAACCGAAGGACUCAAUUUAUUUGACUCUUUGUAGUUACUAAAAUGUAGUCAUAGUAUUUUGGUGCCAGAACAAAAUACAUUUGUGCUAAAAUACAAAUUUCUGAUAUGAUUGGUGCCAAAGUUUUUCCACAAGAGCUAAAUCAAUAAUGUUUGCUGGCAGUUCUGUAUAUUAAUCAUAAGUGGCCACAUCUAGAGAGGUUUACAUAAGGGUUUUAACAGUUUACAUAUAAAGGAAUUGCAGUACGAGUGAAUAACUGUUUAGCCAAAGGGUUUAUACUGGCCUUAUAAUCUUCUUAGUAUGCCACAAUUAAGAUUUUGAAAAUAAACUACAUAAUGUUGACACUCUCUGGCAUUAUGUAAGCUAACUUUCAGGUUAAUCAAUUGGAUUUACUCAUUUUCUAACCAUUUAUACAUGAGCUGCACUGUUGUUUUUUUCUGACAUCCAUGUGCUUUGAAGUACAGUGUUACACAUGAAUUUACCUGAAAUCCUAUGGUUAUUUGGGUUAAGUUUAACUAUAAUGUAUUUGUGCACUUAGCACAUAUGAUACAGUAUAAUAUAUCUCAGUAAACUUUAGACAUUGCUACAUAAUAAUUAUACUUCAAGAAAAUAAAUUAACAUUUUAAAUAGGAAGUAAUAUUAAUGAUCUACAUAAAAUUUGACUACAUUUAAAAAAUUCAUAUUUAUAUAUAAUCUGGCCAAAGCAUCUUACUAUUAAAUUUAUGAUUCAGAGCCACUGUGUAAUAUAUAUUAUUUUCUCUGAAUGCUGAAAUUUUAAAGAAUCAUUUUAUGCUGUUGAAGAAAAUACCAUGACUACUAUUACUGACAGAAAGAAUUCAUGAAUAUAAACUGGAGAAUAUGAAUUUUGUCUAGUGAAUGUAAGAAAGCUACUUGUGCGUGCUAUAUGUACUAUUUGCUGUGGAUUUUAUUUUUCUUAAUUUUCAAAGAGUUGAUUACUGAGUAUAUAGUUUAGGUUAGGAGACAUGUAACUUUGGUAUCUAAUAAAAGAACCUAUACUUAUUCUCUUUAUAAUGUAAGUAAUCUAUACUCCAUGCACAAAGUUGUUUCCUGAAUGUGAUAUAUAAAUUAAUGUAUUCUUUUGAAGUGUCUUUUUGAAAUAAUUGAAAGACAUUACAAAACAUAUAGUGACACAUGAAAACAUUAUUUAGAAAUAGGCUGGUAUAAUAUUUUGUGGCUUUUUAUUUUCCAGUGUGGCAUUUUCUUUCCUCUUUUUUUUCAUUACAUAAACUACAUGCAUGUAACAAUUUGUGUCCAUAUAUUUUGAAUUAUUUUUCUCCUGUCAUCUUGUUUGUGUUGUUUGCCUUCUUCCUAUCAGAAUUCAUAAAUCAAAGUCAAGUAUAAUUUUGAUAUUGAACUAUUCAGGACAUAUACUAUUUCCACGUAUGCUUUUGAAGUAAUAACAUUAGGGGACAUAAAAUUGGAAAACGAAAAGUGAUCACAAAAUAACCUCCAGGUUUUCUAUAAUCAGUGAUUUUUAAAAGUAGAUUAUCUUAAUUAAUUUUUAUUUAAUUUGCUCAAAAGAGUCAUGUCAUAUAGUACCAUCAUGAAAGGAAAACUAUGAGAAAUAAGCAAUGAAUAGCAUAAUUUCUUAUUAUCCAGUGAGCUUUGAUAAUGCGUAAAACAUGCAGCAUGCUCAUAAUAAUUGUGAAGAAAGUUUUCUGCUAGUCUAGCAGUAAUAGUGGGGGUGCAAAGUACUAUAAAAAAAGUUUGAAACUAUACCCUCAUUUUGUAGAAGGAGCUCAGAGAGGGCUGCCUAAUCAUGUCCUUUUUUGGCUAGAACUCUGUAGUCAACAAAUGCAGAUUUAAAUGGAACGCUUUUAUGAAGGGUCUAUAAAUGGUUGAGCCCUAAAGAAAAUUAUUUCUAUAAGACUUGAGGAUACUGUGGUUUCUAAUGGAUUCAUGAACCGUUAUUUUGUAUUGUUUUUCUUUCUAGUUAAUGAUUUUGAUAGUACAUACUGAUAUCAUAAUUUUGAGUUUUUAUUAUUUUUCUGGAAGGGAAAUAUUAAGCUAAUAUUUCUCAAAGGAAAACACAAGAUUUACUCAUAGAGGUUUAACAAUCUAUCAUCCUAAAGCUCAGAUAGGCUAAUAAUCUGUUUCCCUAAACCACAUAUUACUGUGAAUAAACUCAGGAAAACUUUGCAAGCAAAUUAGAAUGCAGUGCUGAUGACUGUAAUGUGCAGAAAACAAUGGUUUCAGCCUUUUCAUAAAGAUGAAACUAGCCUAUUUUGUUAAAUGAAGAAAUGCUUAAACAUUGUUUUUAUAAUUGAUUGCCAUUAGUAAACACAGCAAAUCAUUUUCAAUAGUACCUCUUUUUAGUUGGAAGGGAUUCCUUGUGUUAGGCAACCCACAAACUUAAGAACAGAUGCUUGGUGUCUACAAAGUCUCUCCCACUGAAUCAGCUUGUUAAAAUAGUACUAUACACAGAAACUUAAUUUUAAAUAUUGAUUAGUAUCCUGGCAGAAAUAAGCCCUUCAUGAAUGAAUAAAAGAAAAAGCCCAUACCUUGGGCUCUAAGGCUCAUUAGAAAUAUCACCACUUGGACUAAGCAAAGUUUGUCCUUGGCCCUCUGUAUUUUCUCUUUUCCUUUGCUUUCUAACCCUCUCAUACCAUUCCACUUGAGCAUCUCACAACAGUACUCCAUUAUUAAGGUUUACUCUAUCCCCAGAAUGAUUCUCUGUUCCAAAAUUGUCUUACUUCUUUUUCCUUCCCCAAAGUAGGACCUCCAUUAUCUUAGUAUAGCUACCUAAGUUAAAGGAAAGUUAUCUCAUUAAAUUAAUUCACAUAUUUUAUAUUAAUGACUAAGAGACAAGUGACAUUUAACAAAGAAAAUAUCCAUUAAACAGAUGAAUUUCUAGUUGUAGGAAUUUCAGGCAACUGAUCAAAAUGAGAAUAAUUUUAAAUUCAGUCAUUAUUAGGGAAGAUGUACUUUGUAAAAGGAACCUACACAGUAGGUCCCAAGGUCAGAGUAGCCAGUAAACUAUUACUAAUUUGCACAGUUCCUUCCUUUCUAUGUUUCAAUCUACAUUUUCUCUUAAAAUUCUCCAAAUGUUUUAAAUACUGAACUUGUGUGCCAAAAUGGUGUGAAGAGAGGUAGGAACUGGCAGUAAUUUCUGUAUAUAUUGUUAAGCCCGCAUUUCUCUGUAUUGUUGAUUAUCACAUUACAUGAUUUAUAUAACAUAAGGACUUAUACUCCUCUGUUCAAUGUAUUGUCAAGGAAACAAAAGCACAGAAAGUUUGAAUAAAAAUUAUCCAUAUAUUUUCUCUUUAGAUUAUAGGAAAUAGAGAUCCUAUAUAUCACAAUGUUAGUUGACAACAAGAAUGCAAGCCACAAUACAUAGAGAUUGGCCAACCAACUAUUGAACUUCUUUAGAAUUUUUUUUUUUUACAUUUUGAAGCUUUUUCAGGCAUUUUUGGCAUGUGUAACAUAUAUUACACUCAUGGAUGUAUUGUCCUUGGCUUUUUAUGAAGUGAGGUCUAUUAUAUGAUUUGAGUAAAAUUAUAAUGCUUGAUCAUUCAAUUUAGUGCUAAUACGUGGGGGAACUAUGCUUGAAGAUAUAGCAAGUCCUAAAUUACAGGUAUUAGUUUUUCUGAAAUAUGUUAUGUAAAAAAAUAUAAAAGUACUUUUAGAAUACAGAAAUUCAAGAUUACUUACAUUAUAUUGGCAAAUUAUGUACCAUUCAAUUAUGGGCUAGCAAAGUUAGGAUUUGUUCUGUUUACAUUUCUAAACCUUUGAUAAAGUACUUUUUUGCAUUACUGUUUUGCUUCAUUCUACUUGUCUAGUUAUGAUAACUAGUUUAAUCUUCAAAAGAUUUGUAUUAAACAUCUAAUUUUAUGUGGAACAUUUCUAGAAAAUAUAUGUAUUAAGUGCAUCAGUUUCUUAAUAACUGACUUUGUGUGACCAAUUGGAUUAUUUCCUUUUCUCUGUUGACUAAUACUGCUGUGGUCACAUUUGAUUUGUCUUCAAAUUUGUUGUUUCUGAAAUUGAUAGGACUUACAGGAGACUCUUUAGGGUUUUUUCUUUUUUGUUUUUGUUUUUGUUUUAUUUUUUUAGGGCGAUAGAAUUAUUUUUAAACAUGGGAAAGCAGUCUAAAAGAAACAUCACUUUUAAUGCUAUACAAAAAGUCUUAAAUAUCCAAAUACCAGAAAGGUUUGGAAAUGAAAAUUUAUCUUGCAUUAAAAUCCAUAGCACAAAAAAGGAAAAAUGUGGUUUUGCUGUGUUCGAGGUUUUAAAAUAGGAAAAAUACCAGCAGCUGUGAAUUACAUAGGGUUUAUGAAAAGAGCAUAGAUUACUAUAGCCACAUUUUAAAAAAUUGGUUUGCCAAUACUUCCAAGCACUCUUGAGUUCCUAUAUUUUCUAAUAUAGAAGUAUUAUAUUCACUUAUAUUCCACUGUAUUUCUCAAGACAGAAAUAAUGUAAAUAGAAGUUGUGUGUACAUUUAAUUAGUGGUAUACUUAAAAUGCAAAAGCUGCAAUUGAACAAAAUUUUCCCCAAUGUUCAGAUAACUGUAUUUUCUUAAUUUGAAUAUAUUACUGAUGUUAUACCAUUAUUUAUUUUACAAUUAUUUUCUUUAAAGCAUGGUUCCUUUUAACUUUGAAGUUUUUAUUCACUGUACUCCAUUUUUUGUCAUAUGAGACCAAAUCUAGUAGUGCAUUUUAGUGUUUUCUUACUUCACAGUGCUGCUAAGGUAAUGGUUAUGAUUUUGAAUUUACAACAUGCCAAAGAUGACAUAAUAUUAUAUUUAUUUUUGUUCUUGUUAAAACUCUGUGAGCAACAAUUCUCAAGAUACCAUGUUAUAUUAUACCGGCAUUCUCUGGAUUCUAAAUAAAAAGGCUGCAAAUUUCUAACAUUUUA
This is a messenger RNA of Heterocephalus glaber (naked mole-rat), 8175 nucleotides long. The record is from RefSeq and is a predicted model, not a curated record. Lineage: Eukaryota; Metazoa; Chordata; Mammalia; Rodentia; Bathyergidae.